AGGAAGAGGUUCUAAGUGGUAGUGAUUGUGAUGCCAUGAGUGGUGAUGAAGCUGACGAUGAAUCGUUUGUAUCUUCAUCUCAAUAUAAUCAUCAUCACACUAAUCAACAAUUAACUUUAACAAUGGACAAUUUACAAUCAAACGGAUUCCUUACCAAUUUACCUAAAUCACUUGAAUUACGUCCAUCAUCAUUAUCUUCAAAUAACAAUAAUGAUCUUCAUCAUCAUAACUCCUCUUCCGGUUUACCAAGGUUAGUUGCCGUUACAACCAAAGUUGACCUAAGAACGGGGCACAGAUUUGGCCCAUUUCCGGGUAAAAUAACCAAAGAUCCGGUUCCACAAAGUUACAAUUGGAAGGUUACCGAUAUUGCAAGAUCGCUAACCGCUUGGCUUCAACUCAAUGAUUUUAAUUCACUUAAAUGGUUAACAUGUUUCCGGUGUUCAGAUAGGCAAUCGGAUCAAAAUGCAAUAUUAUUACUCUUUAGGGGACAGUUAUACAUUGAAGUUCUUAAGGAUAUCCUUCCAGGUAAAGAAUUGCUUCUUGUUUUCAAUGAGGUUCUUCUGAUAACUGAGAAUAAUUCAACCAAGGAUUCGGAUAAAAUUGAAGGAUUACCUUUCUUUAAUCUGUUUGGAUUAGGAAGUUCAGUUAAUCAACAACAAAUCCUUGCAGCAAUUGCAGCUAAUCUGAGUUACUCCAAUCUACCAUCAUCAACAAGAUCUGUUGAUCAUCGUUCAUCGGGUGCAUCAUUUUCAGAGGAUUCUGUUGGCAAUUUAUCUUCUUCAUCAGCACUUGAUAACAAUUCGUGCGGAGGUAAACACAGUGAUCUCGGUGGCAAUCAUACUUGUAAUCAGUGUGGAAAAGGUUAUGGUAACAAAUCCAAUUUAAUUCGUCAUCAAGCCUCACAUGAUGAGAAUCGUCGUUAUCUUUGUGAAUCGUGUAAAAAAGGUUUCACUGAUCCGUCCAAUCUUCAGCGACAUAUAAGAUCACAGCAUAUUGGUGCUCGAUCUCACGCUUGUCCAACUUGUGGUAAAACAUUUGCAACUUCAUCGGGACUAAAACAACACACUCACAUCCACAGUUCAUUCAAACCCUUUAAAUGUGAAAAAUGUUUAAAAUCGUAUACACAGUUUUCCAAUUUGUGUCGACAUAGGCGUAUGCAAGCUAAUUGUCGCUCUGAAAUUAAGUGUACUAAGUGUGGUCAAGCUUUCUCAACGGUCACUUCAUUGUCAAAGCAUAAAAAGUUUUGUGAAGGCGGUGGAGAUUGUGAAGAAGAGGGUGAAGACGAAGAAAACGAAGAAGAGUUUGAAGAUAACGAAGAGGAUAAUAACAGUAAACUAAAUCAUCAUCAGCAAUCAUCUUCAUCUUCAUCACAUCAAUCCAUUGAUAUUAAUAAUAGUAAAAAUAACAACAACAACAACAACAUUAAUUUAAUUCAUAAAAGUUCAUCAUCAUUUUCAUCAUCAACUUCAUCUUCAUCAACAAACUCAUUAUCAUCCUCAUCUAAAACAAUGGAAACUUUAUCAUCAUCAACUAAUAAACGUGAAUCACCAAAAUCGGGUUCAAUUUGUCCAGAAUCAUCAAUGUUAUCGUCUACCAAUGGGUAUCUUAAAUUUCCCUCGAUUGCUGAAGCGAUGAGAUGUGAAGUGCCUUUCGACCUUUCCAAAAGCACGAGCCCAAUACCAAUUAAUGCUAAUAAUAAUCAUAAUAGUAAUAAUAAUGACAAUAAUUGCAGUAGUAGUAGUAAUAAUAACGAUAAAAGUUCAAACAAUAACGGUAAAAGUGAAGGUAUAACUAAUAGUAGCAACAAUAAUCUAAAGUCAUCGUCACAAUCAAAUUUAAGGAUACCCAGUAUACUAUCGGGUGGUGAAUCAAAGACAAGGGCUAAUUGUAAGAAUGAUAAUCAAAGUGAAGGUGGUGGUGGUGGAAGAGGUGGUUCAUCUGGUCGUGAAGAACCGUUAGAUUUGCGAAUAAUUAAGAAACGUGGUUCAAUUCGUUUAGCACAAUUAGAGAUUGAAGAAGAUGAUGAUAUUAUUGAUACGGAUGAAACUGCGAGCAAUGGAAGUUUAUUUCACCAUAAUUCAUCAUCUGAAGCAAUUAAAUCUAAUGCUAAUGGAGUAAAUAAUAGUUCUCGUCGAGGAAGAGAUUCAUCGCCGCAAAAAAGUUCUAAUCAUAAUGAUUCCAUCAAUAAUAAUAACCAUCAUCAUCAUCAUAAUCAAUCUCAUCAUCAUAAUAAUAACAAUCACCAGUUAAAUCAUCAACAGCAUCAACUUCAACAGCAACAGGGUAAUCAACGUCAAUCAAGCCCUCGAGCGAAUCAAGAAAAUCUGGAAAAUUAUCGAUCAACUUCUGAGAUUAAAAUCGACGAAGCUCCAUCGCCAAUUGGAUUUUUACCUCAUCUUAAUGGUUCUAACAAUGAAUUAAACAGCAAUAGCUUUACUCGUCCAUUAUCACCUAAUGUUGGGAAACAUUUUCCUCUUCCUUAUCCUCGACCUUUUCAUCCAUUGUUACUUGAAUCCAUGUAUCGUCUUCAGGCAGAAAAUUUAUCCGCCGUGGGUAAACCCCCGCCACCAUUUUCAGGACCAGCAUUUCCAUCAAUAUUUCCUGAUUCAAGUCGACUCUUUCCCUCUUAUCCACCUCGAUAUCAACCCUCUUUACUGAAUCCAGCGAUUCUUAGUUCACCAUUAUCAGCGACAUUUGAUUUAAUGAGACAUCAUAUGGAAAACAAAUUGUCAAAUUCAACAUCAAGUUCAAGUGGUGAAAGGACAAAAUACUCCCAUGAAUCAGGUUCAAAUGGACAGGUAAAUGAAUCGAAACACUCUCACCACCAUAAUCAUCAUAAUCAUCAUCAUCACCAUCGACACCAUCGACAUCGGGAUCGUGAUCGUAGCUCAGAUAAAGAGAGGGAGAAACAUAAAGAUAAAGGAAGUGCAAGUGGUAAAAGUGAUGGUGCUCAUGAAAGAUCUGAUCCGUUAAGUUCGGUUGGUGAUGGAAACACAGUUCUAAAUGAGUUAAUGUCCUCUUCCUUAACGGAGUCCAGUCUAAUGUCCACUCCUCCUAGAACAGGAAAGGAAAGGUAUACAUGUAAAUAUUGUGGUAAAAAUUUUCCUCGAUCAGCCAAUUUAACGCGACAUGUUCGUACUCAUACGGGUGAACAGCCAUAUAAAUGCAAAUAUUGUGAACGAUCUUUCUCAAUAUCGUCUAAUCUUCAGCGACAUGUACGAAAUAUUCACAACAAGGAGAAACCAUUUAAAUGUCCUUUAUGUGAUCGUUGUUUUGGUCAACAGACUAACUUGGAUCGUCAUUUAAAGAAACACGAAUCUGAUGGGCCAACUAUUUUGGAUGAUCGAUCACCUCGAAGCUCUUUCGGUGAUGCAACACCAAAUCAUCAUUUCUCACCAAUGAACAAUGAUAAUGAUAAGGAUGCUUAUUUUAAUGAGAUCCGUUCAUUUAUGGGUAAAGUAACUGAUCUUGGUAAACCUUUACUUCAUGGUAUUGAUUUAGGUAAUCUGGCCAGUGGUCUAUCCAAUGGUGGACCAAUUAAUUUAGAUUUUAAUUCACAUCCCAAUUUAAAUCUUGGUGGUACUGGUGGUCUUCUUAAUCAUGAACAUAAUAAACGUGAAAUUUAUUCACCAAUGAAUGGAACCGCUGAUGAACAUGGUGGAGAUGAAACUGCUAAUGAAGAUGAUUUUUCUGAUCAAGAAGAUGAAAUUAAAGUUAAAAAAUCUCGACUCAAUUCAGAUUCAUCGUUAAAUGAUAUGGAUGAUGAUAUUGUGUCAACAGUUGAUUCAGAGGGAGAUCGAAGUGAUUCAGAGACACCAUCAAUUCUGUCCACUAAUUUAACCAAAAGGACCUCAGAUAAUGUAACCAAUACAAUUAACAACAAUAACAAUAAUAAUAUUAGCAAAUCAACGCGUGGAAGUUCAAAUAGUCCAUUACCACUUCGUCGUGGUCGUAACGAUAUUGGAUCAGUAGUUGCCUGUUUAUCGAAAAAAGCUGAAGCUAAAUUAAAGAUGAACGGACAAGAGAAUGGGAAAUCAUCUCCAAUCGAUGUAACUGGAUCAUCAUCGGCGACAGCGAAAAGCUAAUUCAUUUUAAUAA
Molecule: messenger RNA, 4098 nt
Organism: Panonychus citri (citrus red mite)
Lineage: Eukaryota; Metazoa; Arthropoda; Arachnida; Trombidiformes; Tetranychidae
Product: histone-lysine N-methyltransferase MECOM-like
Exons: 5
Coding region: 36-4085 (1349 amino acids)
Cellular component (GO): nucleus
Source: RefSeq, a predicted model, not a curated record